UGCAGAGCGCGCAGCGCGGCGAUUGGCGGUGCGCUGUGUCCCUCUGACACAGAGGAUCACCGAUCCACGGAAAGAGCCAAAGAUGUCAGCUCGGUCAUGUGAUCAGCUGUGUCCAAUCACAGCUGAUCACAUGGGACAUGUACAGAGAUCAUCAGAGCACUGAUGAUCAGUGUGCCCUGAUGAUCUUUGUAGCCCCAGCAGUGCCACCUGUCAGUGUCCAUCAGUGCCAGCUGUCAGUGCUCCAGUGCCACGUGCCAGUGCCCAUCAGUGCCACAUCAAUGCCACAUAUACGUGCCUACCAGUGCACACUCAAUGCCACAUAUCAUGCCCAUCUGAGCUGCCUUUCAGUGUCACCCAUCAGUGCCAGUCAGUGCUACCUAUCAAUGCCAGUCAGUGCCACCUAUCAGUGCCACCUAACAGUG
Molecule: messenger RNA, 422 nt
Organism: Staurois parvus
Lineage: Eukaryota; Metazoa; Chordata; Amphibia; Anura; Ranidae
Source: the annotation of a GenBank genome assembly